UGUAAUGGUAGCAUAACCACGGUACCUAUACUUACAACAACAGGAGUGGAAGCUAUUCACGUUACACAUCAGAUGUAUAUCAAACAAGUGUCAUACAAUCAACUUUCUGUGUUCAUAUAGGGUUUCCAAUAUGACCAAAACGUUGGAAAACCGGAUCUUUUCCAUAUAUGGAAUCCUUCCUCAUGCAGAACUUAACGAUGUUUACGUUGUUCUUGCCGCCAUGAUGUUUCUUACCGUACUGAGGUUGAUAUUCGCAGGAGUAAACCAUAAAGGGAAAGCAAGGUGGCCAUCAGUUUUCACUGUGGUCAUUGACAAACUACAAUUGGCAAAAAAAGACAAAACAUACAAGAUGGCAGAAUCUUUUUGGUAUCUUUCUUGGCAUGUUACGUCCCUUACGUGUACAAUAGCAGCAUUCUAUGAGGAAUACGGUACGCCAGAGAAUCGGCGGUGGCUAUACUAUUUUCUGAAGGAUCGAAAGGGUAUAUGGUUCUUCAGUGAAUCCAUUGAAGACGUCAUGAACAAAACCAUCACCUGGCCGUAUAUUACAAUGACACCCAAAUUAAGACUACUUACACUUGUGAGUAUUGGUUUCUGGAGCAGUUGCUGCAUAUAUAUCUUUUGGGAAACGAGGCGAUCAGAUAUGAGAAUCAUGCGAUUCCACCAUAUAACAACAGUCAGCCUCCUCAUUCUGGAUUAUGUUUAUAGCUUCCAUAGAAUUGGAACGUUUGUCAUCAUAUUACAUGAUAUACCAGAUGUACUGCUCUAUACUACCAAGACGCUAUCCUAUAUGCAACAUGCACCCGAAUUUCUGACUGCAGGAUUCUUUGUUAUGUACGCCAUGGGACACUUUUUCUUCCGCUUUGUCAUGAUGUGGAAACUAGUGGCAUACCCCUUCUUCGGAGAGAUGGACACUGAAGAAUUCUACGGGGGAGGGUUGAAAUAUUUGUGGCAGCUCCCGGGUGGGAUUAUUGGACCAUGUCUGCUCGUUGUGCUCACUAUAAUGAACACUUACUGGAUGAAUCUUAUUAUCGGAAUGAUGGCUAAUUUCGCAAGAGGCGCAAAGAUAGAGGAUGAACGAGAAAAGAAUGAUUAAAUAACCAACCCACAACCUGCACGGACACAAUGAAGUAUAUACGUGGUACAAUGUCUAAAUAAAACG
Babesia bovis T2Bo is the source of this 1159-nucleotide messenger RNA. Its product is annotated as TLC domain family protein. Gene Ontology annotation, cellular component: endoplasmic reticulum; membrane. Lineage: Eukaryota; Apicomplexa; Aconoidasida; Piroplasmida; Babesiidae. Gene Ontology annotation, biological process: ceramide biosynthetic process. Gene Ontology annotation, molecular function: sphingosine N-acyltransferase activity. The coding region runs from base 131 to 1093 and encodes 320 amino acids. The transcript is spliced from 6 exons. The record is from RefSeq and is a predicted model, not a curated record.